Messenger RNA from Camellia sinensis, 1428 nucleotides. The record is from RefSeq and is a predicted model, not a curated record. NCBI's taxonomy places the organism in Eukaryota, Viridiplantae, Streptophyta, Magnoliopsida, Ericales, Theaceae.
AUGGAUAGGGAAAAGGAAACAAAGGAAUCAAAAUUCAGGAGAGUAUGUGUGUUCUAUGGGAGUAGCCCAGGAAAGAAGAGCAGCUAUAAGGAUGCUGCUAUUGAGCUUGGUACAGAAUUGGUAUAUUGUUUGAAUCCUUCUGAUCUAAAUAUCGAUCUAGGGCUCACGGUUUUGAAAGUGUUCCCAUAUCCAAUUACUAUAACCAGCGUUCAGUUUGCCGUUGGGACUAUACUUGUUCUUUUCAUGUGGACAUCUAAUCUCUACAGACGGCCAAAAAUUAGUGGUGCACAGCUUGUAGCAAUUCUCCCAUUAGCAGUGGUGCACACCUCAGGCAACCUUUUCACAAACAUGAGUAUUGGAAAAGUUGCUGUUUCAUUCACUCACACAAUUAAAGCCAUGGAGCCCUUCUUCUCAGUUGUCCUCUCUGCUAUGUUUUUAGGGGAGAUACCCACCUUGUGGGUGGUUGCUUCUCUGUUACCAAUUGUUGGUGGAGUGGGACUGGCGUCAAUGACAGAGGCAUCUUUUAAUUGGCCUGGGUUUUGGAGUGCAAUGGCUUCUAAUUUGACCAACCAAUCUCGUAAUGUCCUUAGCAAAAAGUUUAUGGUCAAGAAAGAGGAAUCUUUGGAUAACAUUACUCUCUUCUCAAUUAUAACAAUUAUGUCCUUCUUGUUGACUCCAUUUACUCUUUUCAUGGAAGGAGUCAAGGUCACCCCUGCAUACCUACAAUCUGCUGGGUUGAAUGUCAGACAGCUUUACAUUAGAUCUCUCCUUGCUGCACUCUGCUUCCAUGCAUAUCAACAGGUUUCUUAUAUGAUAUUGCAGAGGGUAUCCCCAGUCACCCACUCUGUGGGUAAUUGUGUGAAGCGGGUGGUGGUUAUUGUGACCUCUGUUCUCUUCUUCCGAACACCUGUUUCACCUAUCAACUCUAUGGGCACUGGAGUAGCCCUAGCUGGAGUGUUCCUGUAUUCGAGGGUGAAGCGCAUAAAACCAAAGCCGAAGGCAGCUUGAAGUUCUUUUGUUGAGAAUUUUUGCUGGUAACUUGGGGGUUUAGAUGAGAAAAUAGACAUUAUGACAUUCAAUGUUUUUUUUAUUUUUUAUUUUAUUUUGAAAUGGUAUCAUUCUUUUACUAGGUCCCCAAAAUUUUACUGGUUGCAAAUGUACGUGAUGAUCUGGGAAAACCAUUUCAUGUUGUGUUUUGUUUUUUUGGAUUAGCAUUUGUCCAGUUAUGCUGUGUUUGGUUGGGAGAUUUGAGCAGUGAUUUGGAAAGGAAAAAGGAAAAGUUAGGUAAAAUGCGAUCCUCUCUCAUUUGAAAGUGGAACCUUGGAUCAUCUCCUUUGGUCUGUAAUAAUAUCAUACAUGCCAUUUGCCAAAAUUUGGCCAGAGUUCAACAGGAAAGCACUCCAACAAAGCUCUUCAACAGUUGCUAUA